Molecule: messenger RNA, 945 nt
Organism: Rana temporaria (common frog)
Lineage: Eukaryota; Metazoa; Chordata; Amphibia; Anura; Ranidae
Product: olfactory receptor 1468-like
Exons: 2
Coding region: 1-945 (314 amino acids)
Biological process (GO): G protein-coupled receptor signaling pathway
Cellular component (GO): membrane
Molecular function (GO): G protein-coupled receptor activity; olfactory receptor activity
Source: RefSeq, a predicted model, not a curated record
AUGGUGGAAAGUUUACUGAGGAGCAACAGAUUCAGCAACAAUAAGAAAUUCAAUAUUUGUCUCUUCUUUAUGUUGUUACUUAUGUACUUUUUAACGCUAGGUGAAAAUUUCCUGAUUAUUAUAUUAGUGUCUUAUAACAAAAGUCUCCACUCUCCGAUGUACUUGUUCCUCACUCAGCUAUCUGUAUCUGACAUCAUGCUGACCAUAGAUAUUGUCCCCAACAUGCUAAAUAUUGUACUAAAUGAGCGACCCUCUAUAUCCUUUUCAGGCUGCAUCACACAGCUUUAUUUCUUCGGUUUGCCAGUAGGUUUUGAAUGUUUCCUUCUGACAGUGAUGUCCUAUGACCGCUAUCUAGCCAUCUGUUCUCCUCUGCAUUAUUCCUCCAUUAUGAACCAAGCAUUUUCUGUGAAAUUAAUUUUGGCCUCUUGGCUGUUGAGCUGCUCUAUAUCGCUAAUUUUUGCGAUUAGCAUAUGUCAAUUACACUUCUGUGGGCCAAAUACUAUUGAUCAUUUCUUUUGUGAUUUAGAACCUCUUUUAAAACUUUCCUGUUCAGAUGUGACAAUGGUUCAAAUAGAAGCCAGUAUAAUAUCUAUUCCUGAUAUAGUAAUUCCUUUUAUUUUAACAGUAGUUUCAUAUAUGUAUAUUGUGGUAACCAUAGUAAAGAUACCAUCCUUCUCAGGGAGACUGAAAUCUUUUUCCACCUGCAGCUCCCACCUGGCGGUUGUAUCGAUGUAUUAUGGCACUCUGACCAUCAUGUAUGUUCUUCGAAAUGAAGACCAGUCACAGAUAAUUAGCAGGAUACUAGCAGCGAUGUAUACUGUGCUAACUCCUUUUUUAAAUCCUUUCAUAUACUGUUUGAAGAAUAAGGACAUAAAAGAAGCUUAUAAAAAUAUUGUAUAUAAACAACGAGCCUACUUUUCAACAUUGGGGUUGAGAUUUAGAUAA